Molecule: messenger RNA, 327 nt
Organism: Plasmopara halstedii
Lineage: Eukaryota; Oomycota; Peronosporomycetes; Peronosporales; Peronosporaceae
Product: RxLR-like protein
Exons: 2
Coding region: 1-327 (108 amino acids)
Source: RefSeq, a predicted model, not a curated record
AUGCUGCUGUCGGUAUUCGCAUUUAUCGUGACUCUGUCCAUCUGCGUGCAAGAGUAUGACGCGAAUCCUUCCUCUAUUAACUCUGAUAAGUCUCGUGUUACAUCGCUUAAUCCCGAGGACAUGGAAGUCUUGGCAAAUUCACCUGCUGGACUGCGCAGUGGGUGGAAAUCCCAUGACAGGCAGCAACGCCGACUAAUGGUAGGACAAACGGACGAUCUAACUCGACCGAAAGGAAAUUCGUUAUUUACAAUUGAGGAAGAAAUAAUGGAUGUGAACAAGAAGCUUCCUCAGCCAGAAGCUGAGCCGCAUCUUCCUGUGAAAAAAUGA